GUUUGUAAUAUAAACAAGCUAAAUAUUAUCCUUUAUAAACUAACCGCAAAAAUUGGGUCUUUAAAGUAUAAAUUUUGUUUAUCUCUCAUAGUAACUAUAGUUGCAGUAAUGGCGUGGAGAAGUCAUGGGGUAAAUAAUGCUGAUAUGAUCAAAAAUCUAAGAGGUACGACUAAUGUUUAUACCUAUUCCUAGGUCUUACAAUAAAUUCUGUUGAUUUUCUGGGUUAGCUUGGUUAGCUUAAAAUUACGUUUGCAAAAAUUGAUACCAAUGGAAUAAUUAAAUCUGAUGUUGUAGCAAAUGCUAUGAAUGCGGUUGAUAGAAAGAAUUAUUGUCCUUAUGCUCCAUAUCAAGACUCUCCACAAUCUAUAGGAUAUUCAGCUACAAUUAGUGCUCCACAUAUGCAUGCACAUGCCUUAGAAAUAUUGAAACAUCAGCUAAUUCCUGGAGAGAAAGCCCUGGAUGUAGGUUCUGGUUCAGGUUACCUAACAGCUUGCAUGGCCAUUAUGCUUGGGGAGACAGGGAGGGUUAUAGGGAUUGAUCAUAUCUCAGAACUUGUGGCACUUGCUACAAAAAACAUUCAAAAUGGCAAUCCAGAUUUACUGACUUCAGGAAGAAUUAAACUUAUUGGUAAGAAUGCACUUUCAGUAUGCACAAUUUUGGUUGUAAUAGAUAAUAUUAUAUUAACUUAAAUUUAUUAAUAUUAUUAUCCAUAAAUCUCUGCAGUAACUUAAUGCCUAGACAUCAUAGAUUUUUGUAACUUUCAUGUUGGUCUAGUAGUUGUAAUGCGACUGUUGAUCAUAAAUGUUCCCGGAUUCGAAUCCCGAAUUGGUAAAAAUGAGACUAAGCAGCCCGUAGUCACGUAGUUGGUGGUAUUUCACCACCGUGCAUGGGUAAGCACGCAAAAUCGUUGGUCCUGCGCCUGAUCUCUCUUCUGUUGUAUCGAAUUAUUAUAUUAUUGUCUCAUCGGUCUAUGAGAGUGAGAGAAUAGAGAGUGUGCCUGUGCUAUAAAUCUGUUCUAUGUAAUAUAGUCUCAAUGGAGACUAACCAUCUGAAUUGUUAAAUAACUCACCCAAAAUAAUAAAUAAAAUAAUAAUAAAUAAUAAAAUCAUAAAUAAUUUAAAUCUAUAUCUAUACAAAUAAAUAAAAUUGAAGUGUCUGUUUGUAAUGUCAAAAUUACAGUUUUUCACUAAACGCAUAUGAAAGUAAAUACGGUACUUAUAACUAAAAUACAAUUUUUAAAAUUUUUGUCUGUCUGUCUGUCUGAUUGAUGAAACGGCUGGACUGAUUUUGAUGGGACUUUCACUGGCAGAUAGCUGAUUUCAUAAGGAGUAACUUAGGCUACUUUUAUUUUAGAAAAAUAAUUAGGGUUCCACGCGAAACCAUAAAAACCCUAACACGCGAACGAAGUCGCGGGGAACAGCUAGUAAUACAUAAUAUGUAUUACCAAUAAAUAUUACGAUAACGCUUUAAAACAAACCUCCUGUAUAUACGAUGCAUGAGCAAUGCAUCCUGCAAUAGCAGAUCAUUCACUUAAUAAAUAAUAAGUGUAAUUUUUUACUUCACCCUCAUAUUUAUUAUUGUCGGCGAUAUCGGUACACGGUAAAGUUUCUAUAAACUUAUGAUUGUACCGUAAUUUAAUGUGUAAUUAAUAAAUGUAAUGUAUGAAAUAAAUAAAUAAAAAUAAAUAAUAAAAAAAGCUCGUUACUUUAAAAGACAACUAACUUAAAAUGACUCGCUGACUGUUAUGGUCAGUUUGCUUGUUUUAUUUUAAAUUAAAAAGUACUACUAAAACUUAAUUUUGAAAAUAUAAAAUAGUUUAUUUACAGUAAAUAUUUAUACUUAAUUAACUUAAUCAUAUAGCAAACAACAUAAAUAUCAUUAUUACUCCCACUCCCAAAUCACCUCAUCACCAAAAAUAAUAUAACCUGGCUCUGAUUUUAGCUAGAUGAGAUAAUGUUUUUCAGCUGGCGAUGGUCGUGUAGGAUAUCCCGAAGAAGCCCCCUACAAUGCUAUUCAUGUCGGAGCAGCAGCACCAACAUUGCCCCAAGCUGUAAGUCUUACAAAAGUUAUUCACUAGCAACUUGCGAACAAUUAAAACAAGUCGCUAACUAAAAUCUUGAUAUCACAGGAAAUAUGAAUACUAGGCUAGUGAAAUAAAAACUGUGUGAGCCAUAAUAUUUAGUAAUUUAAAAAAAUUGUGUAAAGUAUGGAAAUUGUUAUUGAGUAAUGAUAAAAAAGGAAAAACUAAAAUUUUCAUAAAAUUUGAAUUAAUUAUAUUUGAUUAGAAUUUGUUAACUGUGUAGUGGCGGUGUAAGAAUAUCCACUACCCCAUAUCGUCUCAAGGGUGUCGUAAGAGGCGACUGAGGGAAAAUGAAACUGAGGGAGAUGGGCAGCAACAUCUUCCUGAUAACAACACAAAAUUAUACUGCUGCCAACCCGCUUGCCAAGCAUCUCAACUAUGAGGGAGACCUAUAUUCAGCACUAGAUUUUUAUAGGCUGUAAUGGACGAUAGAUUGGAAUUUGUAUAUAGGCAUUUUUUAACAGAAAGUGUUUAAUGUCGCUCACACUCGACAUAGUUGUGAUGAUAGAAUACGGUUUUAUACGUGGUACAGCCAUGCUGCCGCUAUAUUAUGGUUGUAGCACGAUUGGGUCAGCUCGACCGGGGAAGGACCAUGCUCUCACAGAAUACCAGCGUCAAAUAGCAGCUUAACGCUGCUGUGUUUCGUAUGGUGAGUGUAGAGAACCGGAGACCCUUUUUACCGGAAACGAGGCAUUCCAUCUUAGUCCCCACGGGUGACAACGCAUCUGCACUUUGAUUCUUAAUCCGCUAAAAAUUUACCGCUAAAAAGAACCCCUUUGUCGUAUCUCCUCAGUUUCAAGGUACUCCCCUUGUUGCCUCAGCCAGUAUCGGAAUCCUCGGCGUCGACAUAUCGAGUAGCGUGCAGUUUCGUGGUCACUUGGAAGAGAAGGCCAAAUUGGCCUCUAAAAAGCUUGGCGUGCUCAGCAGAGCGGGACAGUAUUUCAUGCCGGCUCAACGCCUGCAACUUUACAAGGCGCAGGUUCGGCCUCACAUGGAAUACUGUUCCCAUCUCUGGGCUGGGGCUCCCCAGUGCCAGCUUCUUCCACUUGACCGCAUCCAGCGCAGAGCGGCUCGAAUCGUCGACGACCGAGUCCUUUCCGAUCGGCUCGACUCAUUGGCACUGCGAAGAGAUGUUGCAUCUCUUAGCAUUUUCUUUCGCAUUUACCAUGGGGAGUGCUCUGAGGAAUUGUUCGGAUUAAUCCCAGCCGCCAAAUUUCACGAACGCACAUCGCGGCAGAACUCCCGGUACCAUCCACACCAUCUGGAUGAUUGGCGGUCCACCACUGUGCGAUUUAGAAGAUGUUUUCUUCCUCGCACAACUUCCUUGUGGAAUAGUUUACCACCAGCGAUUUUUCCGGACCGAUACGACUUAGGGACCUUCAAGAAAAGAGCCUACUCCUUUUUAAAAGGCCGGCAACGCAUCUGCAAUUCCCCUGGUGUUGCGGUUGUUCAUGGGCGGCGGUAGUCACUUACCAUCAGGUGAGCCGCAUGCUCGUUUGCCCCCUCUCCUA
This is a messenger RNA of Parnassius mnemosyne (clouded apollo), 3591 nucleotides long. The record is from the annotation of a GenBank genome assembly. NCBI's taxonomy places the organism in Eukaryota, Metazoa, Arthropoda, Insecta, Lepidoptera, Papilionidae.